UUAAAACAAAAUGUCUUCAUUUCCGGCGACGGCAACACGGCGCGGGCGCGAUGCACGGCGUCAGUUUAUGAAAAAAACAAAAUUUAUUUUUGUUUUUAGAUAGUACUAGAUAGAUUUACAUCAUUUGAUUCUGUUUAUUAACAUUUACUCCCGAAAUGGGCAAACCUGAGUUUAACAGUCCGCGUGGCGGGGGUCGUGGGGGCGGCGGCUUCAGAGGAGGUCGGGGAGGCGGCGGUGGUCGUGGAGGCUUCGGUGGCCGCGGCGGCGGUGGUGGAGGAGGUGGCAAAUUUGAGAAGCGCGGCGGAGGUGGAGGAAGGGGCUUUGGAGGUAGAGGCGGAGGCCGCGGACGAGGAGGUGGAGGUAGGGGUAGAGGAGGAGGAGGAGGUGGAUUUAAAGGAGGAAAACAAGUUAUUAUCGAACCACACAGACAUCCAGGUGUGUUCAUAGCGAGAGGCAAAGAAGAUGCAUUAGUAACAAGGAAUUUAGUGCCGGGCUCUGAAGUUUAUGGAGAAAAGAGAAUAUCUGUUGAGAAUGAAGGUGAAAAGAUUGAAUACAGAGUAUGGAAUCCAUUCAGAUCGAAGUUAGCUGCGGCUAUCAUGGGAGGAGUGGACGCUAUACAUAUGCCUCCAGGUUCCAGGGUGUUGUACCUUGGUGCGGCUAGUGGAACCACAGUCAGUCAUGUCUCAGAUGUGGUUGGACCUGAAGGUUUAGUUUACGCAGUGGAGUUCUCGCACAGAUCAGGUCGGGACCUCAUCAAUGUGGCAAAGAAGAGAACUAACAUCAUUCCUAUCAUUGAAGAUGCGAGACAUCCACUCAAAUACAGAAUGCUGGUGGGCAUGGUGGAUACAAUAUUUGCGGACGUGGCUCAACCUGACCAGGCUCGUAUUGUCAGUCUGAAUGCUCAGCAUUUCCUCAAGAACGGAGGACAUUUUGUUAUAUCUAUUAAGGCAUCGUGUAUAGAUUCCACCGCACAACCGGAGGCAGUAUUUGCAGCUGAAGUAAAGAAACUACAAGCAGAUAAAUUGAAACCUCAAGAACAACUAACAUUGGAACCUUACGAAAGAGAUCAUGCCGUUGUUGUUGGAGUUUUCAGACCACCGGCUAAGAAAUCAUAGAAAUAUAAGUUUUGUUAAAUUUUAGACUAUUUUUUCAAUAAACGACUAGACAAAAUGCCUAGACGAAUAUUUUUAUAGCCUUUGUGGCCGUGCUAGAGUAAUGUUCCGUUAAUUAGCUCCACUUGCUAGUGGAAACAAGGUUUAACUGAUUAAUAUAAUGGAUUCCGUAUUUUGAAACUGAUACCUCGGCCUGAUAGUGCCUAAGCUUAAAUAAGUUAGAUAUAAGAAACAGUAUGUUUGAGAAAGAAAUAUAUGGUGCGAUUGACAAUA
Papilio xuthus (Asian swallowtail) is the source of this 1385-nucleotide messenger RNA. RefSeq names its product rRNA 2'-O-methyltransferase fibrillarin (gene Fib). Gene Ontology annotation, molecular function: RNA binding; histone H2AQ104 methyltransferase activity; rRNA methyltransferase activity. Gene Ontology annotation, biological process: box C/D sno(s)RNA 3'-end processing; rRNA methylation. The record is from RefSeq and is a predicted model, not a curated record. The transcript has 8 exons. Gene Ontology annotation, cellular component: Cajal body; nucleolus; small-subunit processome. Bases 156 to 1115 code for a protein of 319 amino acids. NCBI's taxonomy places the organism in Eukaryota, Metazoa, Arthropoda, Insecta, Lepidoptera, Papilionidae.